Micromonas commoda is the source of this 1083-nucleotide messenger RNA. RefSeq lists its product with no specific name. The record is from RefSeq and is a predicted model, not a curated record. NCBI's taxonomy places the organism in Eukaryota, Viridiplantae, Chlorophyta, Mamiellophyceae, Mamiellales, Mamiellaceae. Bases 1 to 1083 code for a protein of 360 amino acids. The transcript has a single exon.
AUGUCGCGCAAGGGUUCGUGGGACGACGACGGCAGCAGCCUCUCCGAAUCCCUCCUCCGCUUCGUCCACGGCGGCGACGAGGCGAACCCGCCGACCCCUCGCUCCGUCACCCAAGCCCUCGCGCUCACGCCCGCCACGAGGGAACGAAGAAACUCUGACCUGGACGAGCUCACGUUCUAUUACUCCCCGGAGGAACCCGGCGUGCGAGGCGAAGUUCGCGUCGGCCUGGACCGAUCCGUCGAUCGAUACGACGAGGACGACGACGAUGACGCGCUGGUGAACGGCGGAGGCGCCUCGUUCGCGUCGUGGCGGGACGUUCCGAGACGACUGGAAGAGGUCGAAGGGAGCGUCGAGGACUGCCGAAGGCGGCUGCUCGCCCUGGAGCUUCACGGGCGUCGACGGGCGCGGGAGGACUCCGCGAACGUCGCCGUCGGCCUGCCCGGUCCGAGGAUGCGCGCGUGCCUCCAAACGGCGUCGCUCACGUGCCUCCGACUGAACCGCACCGUCGACUGGAACCUCGCCCCGCCCCCGUCCCCGCCGGCAUCCACCUAUUCGCAAACCUAUUCGCAAACCUAUUCGCAAACCUACUCGCACACCUACUCGCAAACGGACCCGCCGACGGAGGCGUCGUCCUUUUCCUGCGCAGCCGUGGCUCGCCCGCCGGAGAUCAUCGCGCUGUUCGCCAGCAGGAUCGCGCAGCACGUCGAGUCCGACGAUCCCGCGCCGUCGCACGUCGCCAGCUGUGCGCGUUACGCCGCGUAUCACGCGGCGAAGUCCAUACGAGCGAGGGUCGAUCGCGUGUUCGCGUCGAUGUCGUCCGACUCCGAAUCCGACCAAUCGCGGGUCUCCACGUCGGCGUCCGACGGCCGGUGCGAGACCGGGUCGGCGUCGGGGUACCUUCCGGGAGGCGAGUCGUCGUCGUCCGGGUCCGCGGAAUCGUUCGGCGGCGGCGACGACGCGGCGACGACGACGAAGCGUGGAAAAGAACGAGCCCGGCGGCUGCUGCAUCGAUCGGGACGGAGGGCGAUCGUCGUCGACUUUGGGGAUCGGGCGCGCGCCGCGGACGACGCGACGGCGGCGUGA